Tachysurus vachellii is the source of this 1704-nucleotide messenger RNA. RefSeq lists its product as uncharacterized. The transcript has 8 exons. Lineage: Eukaryota; Metazoa; Chordata; Actinopteri; Siluriformes; Bagridae. Gene Ontology annotation, biological process: DNA recombination; meiotic DNA double-strand break formation; homologous chromosome pairing at meiosis. The record is from RefSeq and is a predicted model, not a curated record. Gene Ontology annotation, cellular component: condensed nuclear chromosome. Bases 70 to 1704 code for a protein of 544 amino acids.
AGAACAGUUUCACGGCAUUGUGCGGCCAAAUUAACUAGCACGGGAGUAAUUGUACAGGAAUACGAGACCAUGAAGCCUAACGUUUGGAAUGUAAAAGAAAUUCUGAAUAUCCCUAUGAACUCUGUGGGUGCAAAACCAGCUAAAGGAGGCGCCACCGGUGACUACUCGAGCCUGUCUGACUCUCAGUUUCUGUUUGGAUCUCAAACCUGGCCUGAAAAUUCUCAAAGCUUUUCCCAGGAGAUAUGUGGACAGUCCAGAAGCUCCCAGCAGGCCUCACAGGAGAUAAAUGAAACAAAGGUGUCAUCCAAGUAUCAGUCCAAGCCUAUGAUGUUUGGUGACAGCAAAGUAACCAACAUUUCAGGUGGUAGAGCCAUGGGUAUAUUAGACAGAUUUGAAGAGGAGAAGAGAAAAGCCAAAGAGAUUGAAAUUCUCAUUGGAGUCAGACAGUUGCAUGAAAGUCUGGAAAAUAUCCAAAAGACUUUUCUCAACUGUAUUGAUGGAAGUUGUGAUAUAACCAGAGCAGCUGUGGCUGAAGGAAUUGGAACUUUUAGAAAAACAAUUCAGGAUAAUUUUGCCACAAUUAAGGAGAGCAUAGCAAAUCAGACUGAACUGAUGAAGAGCCAGACCUGUAGAGAGAUGAAGGACAAUGAAGAAAAGACAUCAUUAGCUCUAAAAGAAUUGAGCUCACUUGUUCUCAACCUCCAGCGGGAUUUGGAAUCACUGAAAUUGGAACAGAGCAAGGAACAGAAUGUGCUUGGAGAGAUUCUGUCUCUGCUUAGCACAAUAAUGACUGCUCGCUCUGCUGGAACUCAACCUGGCCCUGUCCAGAUGAUUGACAAUACUGUUCAGACAUCACCUAGUUUGAUAACACAGUUCUGUGUGGUUUCAGAAGAAAAGCGUUAUUAUGAAGGCAGUAAAGCCUUCAAUUUUUCUGAGGAAAAAGUAGACCUGAGUAUUUGUCCUGUUACACAAACAUCUCCAGAGAAGCUUAGCAGAGGAGCACCUUUCCGGGUCAUAGGUACUCAACCUUUUCAGAUGAAGCGGGACAUAGCAACUGAGAGGUGUGACCCUAAUGGCUGGAAGAAGUCUUACCGUCUGCACUCAGUUACAGUCAAUUCUCCAAACCCUGUUGCUACUUGUACUGGCCCUCCUCUUAUACAGGAUCCUAAGAAGGAUUACAUGUUUGGACACCCUGUGCAUAUAGAGCGAGUAAAUUCUUUGAAUGGUAUGACUAAGAACAAUUCAGCAGCCUGGAUCGAGGUGCCCAGAGAGAAUAAAAUGCCAAAGAGAGCACAGAGAUGUCAGACCUUCAGGAAAAAGAAGAGAGCCCUGAUUCUGCCACAGAGGCGACCUGAUCAAGGAAGGGUUUUGAAUAAUGUGUUUGAAAAGGAAAAGGAAAGUCAGCAUGAUGAAGACCAAGAGAACAGGGUGGUCAAUGGCUAUAGAAAAGCAAUCAGAAAGCCAGCUGUUUCAGGGAAACAUGUACCACUACAGCAGCCAAGCACAACCAGGUUGUUGAAUACCAAUGAAUGUGGACAGCACCUGGAUCCUUGUUCAUUGUCCCAGAGUAGUAACAGCUCACAAAUGAUUGUGGAAUACCAGCAAGCUGAAUGGGAGACAGUAAAUCCUGAGCAAAAAGCCAAUACCAUAAAGACACAGAGAGUUACCUGGCAGCUCUUUGAUUUCAUCAGUGACUCUGAUUAA